This is a messenger RNA of Solea senegalensis (Senegalese sole), 1171 nucleotides long. RefSeq lists its product as uncharacterized. The transcript has 6 exons. The record is from RefSeq and is a predicted model, not a curated record. Lineage: Eukaryota; Metazoa; Chordata; Actinopteri; Pleuronectiformes; Soleidae. The coding region runs from base 149 to 1096 and encodes 315 amino acids.
CGCAGUAGUAAUCUGCCGUCAAAACGGCGCAAAGUCUAGUUGAUGGUUGUGAGCGCCGAUUAACCUCUCCCGCUUUCUUCCCAAUUCCCCCUGGCAGGAUUUAUCUUAGAUAUCUUAUAACUGUAAUUGUUGAAUAUAACUCGCUGAAAUGGAGAAAUUUGUUCUCUUUAGAGGAAGGAAGACAGUCAUUCUUAAAAUAGAUGACAUGUGCAUCGACAGAAUUGCCCGGAUUUUCCAGGUCACCACAGCUAGCCUGUACAUCACUGAUGCUUGCAAUGUUGCCAUCCUUCCCACUGAUGGUGGCUGUUUCAGCUCCCUGGACCUCUCUGACUGUGCUCAUUAUGAGGUUCAUGGGGAAGAAGCUCCGUCACGCCAGUUUGCUUUUCGUCAUAGUCUGCCACCGUCGACUGCAAACACGGCUCAGCUGACCAGAGCAGUGAGCGCGCCCAGCUCGUUUCAAAGGUCAAUCCACGUGUCAGACAUAAUGGAUGGAAACCUUAUAUCCAUAAGGGUCGUUGUGGUGAGAUUUGUGGACGCAGAGGCAACUGUAUCAGUUAUUGUUGAGAAAGUGAAGACGGCCAUGGGAAACAGUGAAGACUACAUUCUCACAGACACACUUGGUAAUGAGAUAGUCGAGUCUGAUGGAACAACUGGAGUUUUUUACUGGAAGCAGAAUGCCAGAAGAAUCCGAGCCAUUGAACGUUCUGCCUUCAGGCAAUGGCGUCGGAGAGGAUCCAGAAGCAGAAAUGAGCAAUCUGAAGUCCUCUCUCUGAGAGACACGGUGGAGGAGCUGCUGGAUGCAUCGCACGGCCUGGAUGAAGUCACUCGGAAGAUAACUGACUUUGUGGCUGCCAGCCGUGACGUGGCGUUACAAAACACAGAGAUCAAACAGGCAUUCACCUGUUUGAUCUGCAGAGACACAAUGACUGAGCCGAUGUUUUCCUCCUGUUGCCGGAGCUUGGUGGGAUGCAGGAUGUGUGUCAAGGAGUGGGGGAACACCUCGAAACUGUGCUGCAAGUGCAGGGACGAAAAGCCCGUCUACACGGAGGUGGCUGGACUGUCUGCAGCACUGGCAUGUCUGAAGUCCCGCCCCUAAAACUACGUUCACAUGUCCUGUCAGUGAAAAUGUUAUGUGUUCGUGUUCAGCUAUAGAAAUAAAUGCUAAACUGUC